AUGACCAGGAGUAAGUCGCUGGCCGAGGGUUCUCCUCCGGGAAGCGAGCCACGCUCAGUCCGAAAGCGACCUGUCGACGCAAUGGACCUCGAUGGCGAUGCCACACGUACAAAGCGACGGCGAGGCUCGACCCGGGAAACUACCAACGCCCAGUCGUCGUCCACAGACGACAGCGAAACAGAGGGUCACGAAGAGGAAAACCAAGCCGCUGCCAAAGACAUGCACCCCCCGUCAACAGAUGCCGUGGAAACUCCCCAGCCGACGCCCAGACGCAGAGGACGACCCCCCAAGUCACAGUCGCAAGCCAGCACGCCGUCCAAGACGCCCGCCAAGUCAAUCUUCGCAACGCCCGUCAAGCAUCACGAGACCGAGUCGGCGACGCCAAAAAGACAAGCAGCCGAUCGAUCGGCCCGAAAGAAGAGCGCCAGAGCCCUCAUAGAGAACGUCCUUGGCGACGGCGAUGACGACGAGCAAGAGGACGACGACGACGUCCUCGUGCGGGAGAUAUACGAGGACAGCGACGCCGAGGACCUCGCUGACCGUGCAGGCGCCGCGACCGAUGGACUCAACGGCGCCGCGCCGGGCAGUGCCACUCCGUCGAAGGCCCGAAAACCCAGACCCAGGCCCAACAGAGCAAAGUCCCCAACACCACCACGAGACCUACCUCCCCACGAGCUCUACUUUGCACACAACAAGCCCGGGAGGCCAAGGACGUCCGACAACACGCUCGGCUCCCUCUCGCUGCUCACGCACGACGAGUACUUCGGCGUGCUGCACCAUCACAGGGACCCCCACGCCGACGACGUCGAGCACCUGGAGAACCUCCACGCCGAGUCCUUCCCCCAAUGGGCAUUCGAACUGUCCCAAGGCUACAGCAUAUGCCUCUACGGAUUCGGGUCGAAACGAGCGCUGCUGCAAAAGCUCGCCCAGCACCUGCACGCCAGCCCCCGCGGCAAGCCGGCGCGACGAACCGUCGUCGUCAACGGCUACGCCCAUGCAGCCGCCACGCGAGAGGUCCUCGCAUGCAUAGCCUCUGCCGUCGACCCGUCUCAUAAAACACCCACGUCUACGCCCGCGGCCACCGUGCAAAUAGUCUGCUCUCAGCUAUCCAACACCAAUCUCACCCUCACCCUCAUCAUCAACUCCAUCGACGCACCGCCGCUCCGGAAACCGGGCACGCAGGACAUGCUGGCCCGGCUGGCCGCCCACCCCCAAAUCAACCUCGUCUGUUCCGCCGACACGCCCGACUUCCCUCUCCUCUGGGACAUUGGCGUCCGCUCCGCAUUCAACUUUGUCUUCCACGACUGCACCACCUUUGCGCCGUUCACGGUCGAGCUAGACGUCAUUGACGAGGUCCACGAGCUCCUGGGCCGCAGGGCCCGUCGCGUCAACGGCAGGGAAGGUGUGGCAUUCGUGCUCAAGAGCCUGCCCGAGAACGCCAAGAAUCUGUUCCAGCUACUCGUCGGCGAGGUACUCAUCGCCAUGGAGGAGGACGAGGGGAAUGCGGUGGACGAAGCAGCAGGCGUCGAGUAUAGAAUGGUGUAUAACAAGGCGGUGGAGGAGUUCAUCUGCAGCUCGGAGAUGGCCUUCCGGACGCUGUUGAAAGAAUUCCAUGACCACCAGAUGAUUACGAGUCGCAAGGAUGCGCUGGGCACGGAACUGCUAAGUCUCCAUGGACCGGGUCACGAGGCCUACGAGUAG
Molecule: messenger RNA, 1701 nt
Organism: Metarhizium album ARSEF 1941
Lineage: Eukaryota; Fungi; Ascomycota; Sordariomycetes; Hypocreales; Clavicipitaceae
Product: Origin recognition complex, subunit 2
Exons: 3
Coding region: 1-1701 (566 amino acids)
Biological process (GO): DNA replication
Cellular component (GO): nuclear origin of replication recognition complex; nucleus
Molecular function (GO): DNA replication origin binding
Source: RefSeq, a predicted model, not a curated record